AUCACAAACAUUAUCCAUCAACUUUUUUCUCAUCCUUCAAAACAAAAUCAAUUAUCUCACACACACAUUACAAUUCACAACCAAAAGAAAAAUAGCAAAAAAAAAAAAAAUAGUUUCAUAAAAAAAAUAAAACAAUAUUUCAAAUUAAGAGCAAUAGCAAAAUUAGCAAAGUUUCGGUUAGGGAGGUGAUGGUGAUGGUCGUGGCUACCAUGUCACGGCGUCCCAAGUCGAUGCCGGAGGCAGAAACCCUCGGCAUCCUUGCUUUCGACGCCGCGAAAACCAUGUGUCGUCUCGUCUCUCUCUUCAACUCCCUUUCCGAUGAAGAAAUCACCAGGCUUCAUACCGAUGUGAUCACAUCUAAAGGUGUAACAUAUUUGAAUUCUAGCCAGGAGAAUUUCCUCCUCAACCUUGCCGCUGCGGAGCGUCUCGAGGAGCUCGAUAACACUGCCGCGACCGUCUCACGGCUAGGCCAGAAGUGCUCGGACCUCGGCCUAGCACGGUUUGAUCUUGUGUAUGCUGAUCUCAAACACGGUGUGAUUGAUCUCCGGAAGCUGCAAUACAACUCCCGGAACACGGGUAAGAUAAUUGAGAAAACGGAGAAAUUAAUCUCCGCUUCUGCGAGUCUCCACUCUGCCAUGGAAUACAUGGCAGAGUUAGAGACAGCGGAGAAGAAAAGACAUCGGAAUGGAAUAAGACCAUCUCAAAAGCCGAAUAUGGAAUAUUUCAAUGAGAAAUUAGUGUUUCAAAGAAAGCAAGUGCAGAGUUUCAAGGAAACAUCAUUAUGGAAACAAACAUUUGAUAAAACGGUUGGGAUCAUGGCGAGGCUUGUGUGCAUUGUGUAUGCGAGAAUAUGCUCCGUUUUCGGAGCAUAUAUUUAUAAAGAUCACCAUGACAACAAAAACUUUGGUUUUGGAUUCGACGAUUGUUGCCUUCUGGAACACCGCAAAAUUCGCGGUGUUUCAGAAUGGUACGAGGAAUCCCUCCAGAGGCGCGGGCCUAUUUCUAAAGAAGCAACAUCGCUUAAAAUCCUCGGCGUGAUAAAGUUUCUUAACAACCCUAUGCCAAUGGAUUUUGCUCCUAGUGGUGGCAAAGGAAUUGAAAAAAUUAAGAAAGGUAGUAAAACUGACAAGGUUUUGAAGCUUGCAUCGCCGUCGACGGUUGGUGGAGUAGGCCUUUCUUUGAGGUAUGCUAACGUGAUCCUACUGGCCGAGCGCUGUCUCCACGCGCCAGCGACAGUUGGAGACGACGCGCGCGAGGCCUUAUACGAUAUGUUACCAGGGAGACUGAGGGUGAAGGUGAGAGCGAAGCUGAAGGGACGAUGGGCGAAAGAGGAAGGAAAUGGAAAUCACGGAUACUCUUUAGCCGAAGGGUGGCGCGAAGCGCUAGAAGAGAUGAUGGAAUGGCUGUCACCGAUCGCGCACGACACGCUUCGGUGGCGGGCGGAGAGGUACUUGGAGAAAACGAAAUUCGAGACGAAGCCGACUGCGAUGCUUCUGCAGACAUUGCAUUACUCUGACUUGGAGAAGGCAGAGGCUGCCAUAGUGGAAGUGUUGGUUGGUUUGAGUUGUAUAUGUUGGUGUGAGAGAAGAAUGCAGUGAGAUUAUUAUAUAUUAUUUGCAUAAUUUGCAUGAUAAUAUAUAAUUAGGAGUAAUUGCAAGAUUUCGAAAUCUAAUUAUAUUGUGUUAUUGUUAAGAUUAAGAUGAUGAUUAUGCUGUGGUUGUUGCAGUGUGAUUCUCAUAAGGUAGUUGAUGUAGCAAUGAUAAAAUCAUAGUUAUUAUAAAUUACAGUUAGUAACUGUAAUUGCAAAUUUGCAAUAUAUUAAGAUUUUUGAGGUUUUUGCCACUGAUUGAAAUCAUGAUUACUAUAUUAAUUGUUGAG
Molecule: messenger RNA, 1878 nt
Organism: Vicia villosa (hairy vetch)
Lineage: Eukaryota; Viridiplantae; Streptophyta; Magnoliopsida; Fabales; Fabaceae
Exons: 1
Coding region: 189-1598 (469 amino acids)
Biological process (GO): positive regulation of growth
Source: RefSeq, a predicted model, not a curated record